AUGAGUACUUCAGCUAGUUUCAUACACUUUCAUUUUUUUAAAAUCUGUUAUUUAAUAAUUUCUUUUUCUUCUGUUGCAGUAUCUGACAGCUCCAAGCAGUCAUAUCUCAAAUGCCUGGUAUGUGGGGACAAGUCUUCAGGCAUCCACUAUGGAGUGUUAGCGUGUGAAGGAUGUAAAGGAUUCUUCCGUCGAGCUUUACAAGAUAUUGGAGACCCAACAAGGAAAAAAUGUUUCUAUAACAAAAAUUGUGAAAUAUCUGUACAAACAAGGAACCGGUGUCAGUAUUGCCGCUUACAAAAAUGUUUGGCACUUGGUAUGUCAAGGACAGCGGCAAAACUUGGCCGUCGUUCCCGGAAAAUGAGGGAAAUGAUAAAAACAAUUGAGGAUACCCAGACUCAGCAGGCACUGCAUGGUUUAUUGAGUUUGCAGUCAGAGAUGACCUCUGAAAUGCUGCCCACAUUUGUCCAGGCUCCUAGCCCCAGCAACUCGGACAUGUCUCCACUGGUUUCUCCCAGUCCAGCUGUCACUUCUUCCAUAUCGAUGGACUCAGAAUCAAAUUCUGUUAACAGGUCAUCAGUUACUGCACUAUCACUGCUCCUAAAGAAUCGGGCACUCAAUACCUGUGUACCAAAGAUGGAGUUGGGUAGUUGCAAGUUGCCCGUCAAUGGAGACAACUCACACAUCACAAACAUAUCGGAUGCUGAAUCUGAUGACAGUUCUAAAGCCCCCGAGCAAGCAGAUGACACGACCUAUCCCAAAUCUAUUGCAGUUGAGCGGUCCCAUCUGUCUCACCCUACGGCCGCUCACAAACCAACAAUCGUACCCUCUAUUGUUGGAUCCAUUUUAAGCAUCCCUUCGAGUGUCGCAUUUCCUGUGCAACAAUCUCCGUAUGCCCUAAAACACAGCACAGACAUGCGAACUGCAUCCCAUACAGUCACCACAGUUUCUCCAUCAGGACCCCGUUUUCAGAACUCAUAUGUGAAUCGAAGCCCCUCGGUCCAAAUUAUGAACCCGGUGAGUACCACUUCCGUUGGUAUUAACAAAACUGUUGACCGAGGUCUGUCCACAACGGUGAGCACUCAGACGGCUGUACAGCCGUCGGUCAUCGUGGCCAACACGUCGUUAGAUCUACGCAAGACGCUUAAGCAGGACAAACCGGUGAAUCGAAGUCCUAUAAAGAAACGACCAUACAUGGUGUCUGAACAAGAUGAUAACACCAGCAGUUUGCAGCCCAGCAAGCCAAUCAAACAAGAAGUGAAAGAAACAGAAAACAGUUUGAAUGCCCCCAGCCCACAACCAACACUCUCUCCAGAACCAGUGAACCUGUCCUGUAAUGUGAGUCCGCCAACUGCAUGGCACCGAAUGGAACAACAGACACCUGAUACAACGUCUCCGAGCCUGACUGUGGUGAAACAGGAAAGGCUUAGUUACCGGCCAUCGGCCGAACCCAUGUUGAUGGUACCCUCAGUGUUGCAUGAUGUUGGAGGUGGGGGAGGAGGAGGAGGGAGUACCAGCAGCGGAGGUCAUCAUUUGAACAACUUACGUCGAAGCGAGGAUGACACCAUUCCGAGCAUGACUCUGAUCAUUGACGAAGCCUUCAACAACAGCUUUGGCAGUCAGGAAGCCCGACUAUCGGCCAUACAAUACCAGGGCAUGAAGCCAGCCAAAAUUAUGGACAGUAUUAUUGGCAAACUUAUCAAUGAUCAGAUGCCAAAUGGUCCACCACUGUCGUCUCGAUCUGACAAAUUAGGGGAGCUUUGCUGGCAAAGUUUUCAACACCGUUUAAAUAAAACAAUUCAGGAUGUGAUAGUGUUUGCCAAAAAAAUCCCAGGAUUCACAUCUUUAGAACAAGACAGCCAAAUCAAACUGAUUAAAGGUGGCUGUUUUGAGAUUGCUUGUGUCGUGCAUUCCAACCUGGUGGACGGGGAUUCCAACACAAUGAUUGCUUCAGACGCUGGACUUCUGGUCAGCCGUGAUGAGAUGAAGGCUGGAUUCCCUCUCGGGGAGCAUUUUGUUGACCUCCUCUUCAACUUUUGUACCCGUUUUAAUGCCUUCAACUUACGUGACAUAGAAACUGCAUUAUUUAGUUCUCUGGUGCUUAUAUCCCCAGAUCGCCAUGGCCUUGAACGUAGUGAUAAGAUAAAUCGAUUGCAGGAGCUACUGAUUCAAGCUCUGCAGCAAGAGAUCCAUGCAGCCCACCCAGAAGAAGUGGGACUUUUCCCUCGCUUGCUAAUGAGUAUCUCUAGCUUGAGAGAAUUAGGCGUUGAGCAUCGCAAAAUGCUCGAGUCACUCAAAGGACAGAUUCGCUUUCAACAUGAUCUAUAUGCAGAAACUUUUGACUUGAUCACCUAG
Molecule: messenger RNA, 2352 nt
Organism: Acanthosepion pharaonis
Lineage: Eukaryota; Metazoa; Mollusca; Cephalopoda; Sepiida; Sepiidae
Source: the annotation of a GenBank genome assembly